AGUAACUUAACGGAAAAGACUCAGUUGAAUUUCAGACGACAUUCAGAACACAACUUAUUUUAAGAACAUUUCAAAAGCAUUGGGGAGAUAUUUUGUGAAUAUGCAACUAACAAUUCUGAAAACAGUUUUUGUCAUCAUAUUUUUUGCGCAUCCAACAGAACCUGCCAUUGGCCAGAAAUGCUCAAUGAACGACAGCUGUUCCCGCCUCUCGGAGGAGUGUGUCGAGGGAACGUGUAUUUGCAAGGAAAAUGCGGUUUUGAUGUUAGACCAAUACUCUCUUGCUCCUAAGUGUUUACUGUCUUCAUCAAAACCUUGCGAAAUUGACAAUUGUCCAGAAAAUAGUAUCUGUUCUGAAGAUAGAACUUGCAAAUGUGAUUAUGGAUAUCUCAUCGUUGACGGAAAAUGUAAAAAAGGAAAAUUUCAAGAAAUCCUCGAACCUUGCUUUGUCGAAAACAGGGAGAUUUUCUCGUGUGAUUUUCAUAAACGCAGCCUGUGCAAGUCAGGAAAAUGCGUUUGCUUUGAUGCGUUCUUCUUGGAUAAAGCCAGUGGUACGUGCAAACCCCAGGCUGAAUUCCUAAAAGCUAAUAAUCUUACAGAAUAUCGUGUCAUGCCUGGUAGCUACUGCAGGAACAACUCAGAUUGCAUUGAAGGAUUAUCCUGCGUAGAUUUUGAGUGUGCUUGCCCAGGGUCCUGUAAAUACAAGGAGGAAAAGGCACUCUGUGACUGUGGAGCAGUUAGAAUUCCCUAUGACACUAUCACCCUUGGCAUUAUCCUUGGUUUAUUGAUUAUUGAGUUUUGGAGGCAAAUGAUCAAAAGGACAAUAAAUAGACACAAGGCAAGUGUUAUGCGAGCAGCACUUGCUCAACGGAACACGACCACCGACCAUAUGGAAUUAAACCCACUUCAAACCUAGAUAUAAUCGCUAGAAACUAAUAUAAUCUUUACUAGCGUCUUAACCCCCCCUUUGUUCAAAUUAAUACAAUUUUCGUGAUUAGCUACAGAACAUCAGUGUUGUUUACGGAAAGGUACUGCGUCGAAAAAUUUCGCGAUUUGAUUCAGAACACGCGUAGUGUAAGUAAUUGUAAUAUGUCAGUAAACUAAUAAAAAACAAACUGUAACGGC
Penaeus monodon (black tiger shrimp) is the source of this 1122-nucleotide messenger RNA. RefSeq names its product thrombomodulin-like. The coding region runs from base 101 to 913 and encodes 270 amino acids. Lineage: Eukaryota; Metazoa; Arthropoda; Malacostraca; Decapoda; Penaeidae. The transcript has 8 exons. The record is from RefSeq and is a predicted model, not a curated record.